AAUGACAGGAAUCAGUUGCGCACUGGGCGACCUCCUAAUGACAUUGGAGUGUUCAAAAUAUAAGGAAAAGUGAACCUGUCACUAGUUAAAUAUUCACUUAAAAAAGUAAAAACAUUACUGCACUGAAUAGUCGACAUACGAUCUAUUUACCUUCUAGAGGUUAUUAAACAUGGCACUUAGUACACUAGAUGUAGAAACAACCCCCUUCGAAGGCCAAAAGCCCGGUACAAGCGGGUUAAGAAAGAAAGUCAAAGUAUUUAUGGAAAAACAUUAUACAGAAAAUUUUAUACAGUGUAUAAUAAACGCUCUCGGGGAUAAAGCUAAAGGAUCCACAUUAAUUGUUGGAGGAGAUGGCAGAUAUUUUUCCAAACAAGCUAUAAACAUUAUUAUAAGGAUUGCAUCUGCAAACGGGGUAUCUAAACUGCUUAUUGGCCAACUAGGAAUUCUUUCUACACCUGCCGUAUCAAGUCUUAUUAGACAUCACAAAGUAUUAGGAGGAAUUGUGUUGACGGCUUCUCACAAUCCUGGUGGUAUCCGCAAUGAUUUCGGUAUCAAAUACAACAUUGAAAAUGGAGGUCCAGCUCCUGAUCAUGUUACUGAUGCUAUCUAUGAACAUACUACCAAAAUAAAAUCGUAUAAAUUCACGCCUAAAUUGGAAACCGAUAGACUUAUUGAUAUUUUAGGCACAACUACCUUCAAUGUGGAUGGACGUGAUUUUGUCGUUGAAGUAAUCGACUCUUCAGAGAAUUACGUGUCUCUUAUGAAAGAGAUAUUCGAUUUCAAAAAAUUAAGAACUCUCAUCCGUGGAACUGAACAACGUCCACCGUUUAAUGUACUUAUUGAUUCAAUGAAUGGAGUUACUGGAGUAUAUGUUAGACGUAUUUUUGUCGACGAGCUAGGAGCUAGUCCAGACAAUAACGUUUGCAGAAUUGUUCCAUUAGAUAAUUUCGGUGAAAUACAUCCAGAUCCCAAUCUCACAUAUGCCAAAGAUCUCGUAGAUAAAGUUAAAGCUAAUCCUAGUUACGAUUUGGGAGCAGCAUUUGACGGAGACGGAGAUCGUAAUAUGAUUAUCGGUAAAAACGCUUUCUUCGUUACCCCGAGCGACAGUUUAGCUGUAUUAGCUAAUAAUCUGGAGUGCAUUCCAUAUUUCAAAAAACAUGGGGUUCGAGGUUUCGCAAGAUCUAUGCCAACAGCUGCUGCAGUUGAUAGGGUUGCUGAGAAAUUGGGCAAAGAAAUGUUUGAAGUUCCAACAGGUUGGAAAUACUUUGGUAACCUAAUGGAUGCUGGUAGGUUGUCUCUUUGUGGGGAAGAAAGUUUCGGUACGGGAUCGGAUCAUAUCCGAGAGAAAGAUGGUAUAUGGGCUGUACUCGCAUGGUUGUCGAUUAUUGAACACAAAAAUAUGAGCGUAGAAGAGAUUUUGAAAGAACAUUGGAGUAUAUACGGAAGAAACUACUUCACCAGAUACGAUUAUGAAGAAUGUGAGAGUGACGCGGCAAAUGCGAUGAUGAAACACUUGGAAAAUUUGAUAGAAACCAACGGCCUAAUAGGAAAAUCUUUUGCCUACAAUAGUAAAAACUUCACCGUCACCAAAGCCGAUAACUUCUCUUAUGUUGAUCCCAUUGACAAUAGCGUUACUAAAAAUCAGGGUAUAAGAAUUUUAUUUGACGACGGCUCAAGAUUAAUCUAUAGAUUGUCAGGUACAGGAAGCAGCGGUGCUACAAUAAGAGUAUAUAUUGACAGUUAUGAAAAGAAAAACGUUCUCUCUGAUGCACAAGAAAUGUUGAAACCUCUAAUUGCAGUUGGUUUGGAAAUUUCUCAACUGAAGAAAUUCACCGGCCGUGACGCCCCUACUGUUAUUACAUAAAAAGUCUAGUUUAAAAAAAUCAGUCAUAUUAGGUGCAAGUGAGGUAUUUCGUGACUAGUUUUUUUUGUAAUCUGAACAAGUAAUUUUUCUCAACUACCUAUUAUAUUUUGUUACAAUUUUGAUGAAAUUAUAUUUUGAAUUGUUUUUAUUGUUAUCUUUUAUUCGAACAUUUAUAUAGGAAUACUAUAUCAUUCCGGUGUAGCUUGCAAUACUGCCAUAUGGUAAAGUAACAGAUACUGUUGAAACUGGCAAAAGAAUAAAAUAAUGUUUAAAUAUAAUGUGUUUCUGUUAAUUGUGGUAACACAGACAUUAAUAAAAAUUUAUGUUUGAA
This is a messenger RNA of Diorhabda carinulata, 2195 nucleotides long. RefSeq names its product phosphoglucomutase (gene Pgm1). The transcript has 12 exons. Gene Ontology annotation, molecular function: magnesium ion binding; phosphoglucomutase activity. Gene Ontology annotation, cellular component: cytosol. The coding region runs from base 170 to 1864 and encodes 564 amino acids. Lineage: Eukaryota; Metazoa; Arthropoda; Insecta; Coleoptera; Chrysomelidae. The record is from RefSeq and is a predicted model, not a curated record. Gene Ontology annotation, biological process: carbohydrate metabolic process.